Molecule: messenger RNA, 2401 nt
Organism: Lagopus muta (rock ptarmigan)
Lineage: Eukaryota; Metazoa; Chordata; Aves; Galliformes; Phasianidae
Gene: SCG3
Product: secretogranin III
Exons: 12
Coding region: 218-1630 (470 amino acids)
Biological process (GO): protein localization to secretory granule
Cellular component (GO): secretory granule membrane
Source: RefSeq, a predicted model, not a curated record
CCACCAUUUCCGCGGGCGCGGGGCGAGGAGAAAGCGGGGCCGAGUUCUGCCGGAGCGGCUCCUGCGGCUUCAGCACCGCGGCGCUGGACAGCGCCCGGAGAGCGGCGGCUCCGCGGCGCUGAGCGGCGGCCGGGGCAGGGCGGUGCGGUGCGGUGCGGUGCGGUGCGGUGCGGGCGGGACCCCAGCCGGGCUGGCCCCGGGGCUGGGCGGCUGCAGGAUGCUUCUCAAGCUGGCGGUCACGCUGCAGGUGCUGUCGCUGUUGGCGAGCCGGGCGCACGGCUUCCCGAAGCCCGCGGGCAGAGAUAAAGCUAUGCACAACAGGCAAUUAAGUGUAGAAAGACCUUUGGAGGAACAGAUUGCUGAAGCCGAGGCAGACAAGAAUAGGAAGAUAGCUCCCACAGAAAAUAAGCCAGAGUUCAGGAAUUAUUCCUUUGUUGAUGACUUGAACCUGCUAAAGUCAGUAGCAGAAAGAGAGAGGAAUGAAAAAGAGAGGGAGUCGAUUAGAAGCUCUUUGUACGAGCAGCAAUUGGCCAUUGAUGAUGCAGACUCCACCAAGAACCGCAGGCUCGUGGAUGACUACGACUCUACUAAAAGUGGGCUGGAUUAUAAAUUCCAAGAUGAUCCAGAUGGCCUUCAUCAAUUAGAUGGCACUCCCUUGACUGCUGAAGACAUUGUUCAAAAAAUUGCUACAAGGAUUUAUGAGGAAAACGAUAGAGGAGUGUUUGACAAGAUCGUUUCCAAACUUCUCAAUCUGGGGCUUAUCACGGAGAGUCAGGCCUAUACUCUGGAAGAUGAAGUGGCAGAGGUUUUACAACAGCUAAUUGCAAAUGAAGCAAAGGAUCGUGAGAAUGAGCCUGAAGAUUUUGAUUACCCUCCAAGCAGAGCAGACAGUGAUUCAAAGGAAAAGCAACAGGAAAAAUUGACAUCAAGCAAAUCUGAUCAGGAUAGUUUCAUCAAUGGGGAAAUUGAUGAUACCCUGGAUAACACAUGGUCAUCAUCUAAUAUCUUGGAAAGAAGAAAUGAGCUGCCUUCUGAAGAUGAUUUUGAAGACCUCCAGUACUUUCCAAACUUCUAUGCACUAUUAAAAAGUCUUAACUCAGAGACAGAGACAAAAGAGAAAGAGACUUUAAUAACCAUCAUGAAAACCCUGAUUGAUUUUGUGAAGAUGAUGGUUAAAUAUGGAACGAUCACACCAGAAGAAGGAGUUUCCUAUCUGGAAAACUUAGAUACAAUGAUAGCUGUGCAGACAAAGAAGAAACUCGAGAAUCCUUCCACUAAAAGCAAACCAAAGCAACCAGCAGACAAGAGUAGUGAAGAAGCAGACAGUACGAAGGAGGAAGCAGCUAAAAUGGAGAAAGAAUAUGAAAUCUCAAAGGAUUCCACAAAAAAUGAAGAACAAAACCCAACAGGAAACAGUGAAGAGCCCAGAGGAAAAGCUGAGGCAUAUUUGGAAGCAAUCAAGAAGAACAUAGAAUGGCUAAAAAAGCACAACAAACAAGGUAACAAAGAAGAUUAUGAUCUUUCAAAGCUGAGAGAUUUCAUUGAUCAGCAAGCAGAUGCAUAUGUGGACAAGGGCAUCCUGGACAAGGAAGAAGCGGAUGUAAUUAAGCGCAUAUAUGGCAGCCUGUAAAAAGCUGGUGGCUGCCCACCGUGUAGAAAACUAGUGUAGCUUUCCCCCGUCCCAGCUCAAUGACUUAUGGUCUGUUGUUUUGAAGGUAUCAUUAGAAAUUCCUUUACGUUGUACUGAUAACUUUUUAGGAAAGGAGAGCUAUAGUGCUCUGUACACUGACUGCAUACUGUAUUUUCCUACACUCGCAAAUCAAAUCUAAACACCAACUUCUGACACCGACUUUCUAUUUGACAGGGUAAAUAUUUACGUAACGCUCUCUUUGAUUUGUGUUUGGUUUACUUGGUAGAUAAGCCUACCAUUUCUGAUGGAGAAGUCUUUUAAUGCUACACCUUUUUGCUCUCAUUCCCUAGCUUUCUAUAGAUGCAACUAUGUAAAGGGCAUUAUUAGGAAAUAGUUCAUAGAUCUUUAAAUAAAAUAUUUGAAAAUAAUUUACCUAUUAAAGUUUUUAUCAAUCUUAAUAUUUCACAUCCAGAGAUCUUGUUUUAAAAUCCUAAUAGCAUGUCUUCUGUUGACUUUUUUUUUUUUCUUUUGUGUAGUAUUCUCUAACUUGGAGCACAGUGUCAUGAGCUAAUGGACUCAUCUCUGACCCUACAACUGCCUUUCUUUUUAAAGAGCUCCGUUCUCCCCAGUGGCUUCAUUCAGCAUGUGUUAAAGUUCUCUUUAGUGCACCAUUUUGUCACUUUGCAUGCAUUAGCUGGAUUCCUAUGUCAGUAGUCUGAUAACAAGUGUAAAUAACCAUUACUUUCUUAUUUAAAAAAAAAAAAAAGGAAA